AUGUCACCAACAGAUUUUGAAUCAUUGCUUGAAAUUAUUAGUCCUCAAAUGGGGAAGGAUAUAACUCAUCUAAGGGAAACGAUUUCACCAAACGUGCGGCUGGCCGUAGCAUUACGUUUUUUGGCUACUGGUGAUUCGUAUACAAGUUUAAUGUAUCUUUUUAAAAUUUCCAGACAAUUAAUAUCUAAUAUACUUCCAGAAGCAUGUGAAGCUAUAGUUGAAGCCCUAAAAUUAUAUGUUCAGAUGCCUAAUACACCAAAUGCAUGGGAAAUAAUAGCAAAUGACUAUAAUGAGUUAUGGAAUCUUCCACAAUGUGUAGGUGCCAUUGACGGUAAACACAUCGUAAUGCAAGCACCUUUUAAUAGUGGCACGGAAUAUUUUAAUUACAAGGGGACAUUUAGUGUUGUACUACUUGCUGCAGUGGACGCACAUUAUUGUUUUAUUUUUGCAAGUGUUGGGUGCCAAGGUAGGAUAUCAGAUGGAGGUGUAUUUAAUAAUUCCAUCUUGCAAAAAAAAAUUUACAAUGAAUCUUUAAACCUACCAUCGCCCAAAGCACUUCCAGGACAACAAGAAAAAUCUCCAUAUGUUUUUGUAUGCGAUGAUGCUUUUCCAUUGAAGGACAAUUUAAUGAAACCUUUUCCCGGGACUCAUUUACGAGGUUCGCCAUAG
Molecule: messenger RNA, 669 nt
Organism: Metopolophium dirhodum (rose-grain aphid)
Lineage: Eukaryota; Metazoa; Arthropoda; Insecta; Hemiptera; Aphididae
Exons: 2
Coding region: 1-669 (222 amino acids)
Source: RefSeq, a predicted model, not a curated record